Messenger RNA from Diutina rugosa, 624 nucleotides. RefSeq lists its product as uncharacterized. The record is from RefSeq and is a predicted model, not a curated record. Gene Ontology annotation, molecular function: mRNA binding. The transcript has a single exon. Gene Ontology annotation, biological process: ribosomal large subunit biogenesis; intracellular mRNA localization. Gene Ontology annotation, cellular component: nucleolus; preribosome, large subunit precursor. Bases 1 to 624 code for a protein of 207 amino acids. Lineage: Eukaryota; Fungi; Ascomycota; Pichiomycetes; Serinales; Debaryomycetaceae.
AUGGUCCACCGACAGCUGAAGACGGCGAAGCGGCUGGCGACGCAGAACAAGAAGCGGGAAAAUGAGCUGGAGGUGUACUCUGAUGGCGCUGCUCGUAACUUGAUGGCGCUGACGCCGAAACUCACUCCCAAGAAGGAGAAGCGGGCGCCGCUGAAAGAGGCGAUCAAAAAGCGAGAGGCGAAGAUCCGCCUUUACGGGGCCACCAACGGCACUAAAUACUCGGAAACUCAGUUGGCGGUGCCCCAGCUCAAUAUGGCGGUGACCCCGGGUGUCAAAGCUAAGCGGGGGAAGAAGGGGAAGGUGUUUGUCGACGACCACGACCUGCUCUUGAUGAACCGGUUAGUGAAGAGCAUCAACGACAAGUACGAUAGCGUCAACGAGCUGAAACUUGAGAAGCUGAAACGGCUCGAGGACUUGCGGGCGUUGAAACGCCAGGAGCUCGAACGCAAAGAACAGGCGAAGCAGGAUAAGCUUGAAGGUAAAAAGAGCGAGCUUCGUCUGAAGGCGCUGGUGGCCCGGGCGGCGCGGCGGAAGCUGGCCAAGGCGAGACGGAAGGAGGAAGAAGGUGACGGUGACGACGAUAAUGAGUCGGCGCCGAAACGGAAGAAGGUAUCGUUUGCUUAG